AUGUCAGCCCAGUUCCAAAACAAUCCGGGCCCACCAUCACCUGAAGUCACCAACUCAAUCCAAAGACUACGCGACCUUGUAAAUCCUCCAUCCGAAGACUAUGUUACGCCGAAAGAAGUAUCUUUCAUAAUAAAAGGACUCCCUUCCGCAAAAGCACCAGAUGAGGAUGGCAUUACCAACAAGGCAUUAAAACACCUUCAAAAAAUUGCAAUUAUAUUCCUAGCGAACAUUUACACGUCAUGUCUCAGACUCUCUUACUUCCCUGACCAGUGGAAAAAAGCUCAAAUUGUCAUGAUCCCAAAACCCACGAAGAAUCACCAAAUUCCUGACAAUCAUAGGCCUAGAUCACUCCUCAACACCAUGUCUAAAAUAUUUGAAAGAAUAAUACUACGUAAACUCAACAUCCAUGUAAAAACUAGAUGUGAAAAACACGCUUUCCGUACUGGCCACUCUACGAUCACACAGCUAAUCACACUGACUGACGACCUGAACCAAAGGUCUCAGAAGGGGGAAAAAACUGUAGCCGUCUUCCUAGACGUGGCGAAAGCCUUUGACUGUGUGUGGCACCAAGGACUCAUCCACAAGUUAACACUCUCAAACGUUCCUCACUCACUUGUAGUACUCAUUGAAUCUUUCUAUUUCAAAAUCAAAAUAUCUGAUCACCCAUCUACAUCUCGUAACAUAGAAGCGGGUGUCCCUCAGGGGUCAUGUCUAUCACCGGACUUAUACUCAGUCUACAUAAACGAUUUCCCGACCAUAGGAGCAGUCACACUGGCUCUCUUUGCGGACGAUACCCUUCUCUACACGAGCAACCAUAACUACAAAUAUGCAGUAUACAAGCUACAAAGACAAUUGGACAUCACGAACGACUGGCUCACCAAAUGGAGAAUUCAAUUAAACGUAUAA
Macrosiphum euphorbiae (potato aphid) is the source of this 906-nucleotide messenger RNA. NCBI's taxonomy places the organism in Eukaryota, Metazoa, Arthropoda, Insecta, Hemiptera, Aphididae. The record is from the annotation of a GenBank genome assembly.